UGAAUUCCAAAGUGGAAUCAACUUCCUGUGGCUACGUCACUUCGGGAUCGGCAGCGAGCUGUUGAGCAACGCAGACACUCAGCGGGGUUUCGGGCUCGUUACGCUCAACUGUACCACGGAGGACAGGAGCCUCGACCUAGAGAAAGUAGCCUUGCCUGUUGUCAGGUUUAGGCUCCGGGAUUAAAGAGAUCUCCAGUCCCAACGCUUUCGUCGAAACUGCCUGUAGGGAUUCAUGCUGGUUUGGUUAGCUGAAUGCGGUACGAAGCUGCUAAAAUGAUGCCGAUGUUCUUGACUGUAUACCUCAGUAACAAUGAUCAACAUUUUACUGAGGUUCCCGUUACCCCGGAGACACUGUGCAGGGAUGUGAUGGAGCUGUGCAAGGAGCCCGGGGAAACGGAUUGCCACCUAUCAGAGAUGUGGCGUGGAUCUGAGAGACCUGUUGGUGAAGGUGAGAGGAUGCUGGAUUUACUCCAACGAUGGGGGCCGCACAGAGGAGAGGUGCGUUUCUUUCUGCGCCACAACCAAGCCCCUGGCAGAGAUUCUGGAGGGUCAAGAGGCUUAGAUUCAAAGAGAAAUGGAAUGAGAGCCCCCCCAGAAAGAAGGAUGGAGAAUGGGGUGCCAACUCCUCGGAUGGAUAUGACGUUAGCCGAGCUACAGGAGAUGGCCGCCAGGCAGCAGCAGCAGAUUGAAGCUCAACAACAACUGCUUGCUUCCAAGGAGCAGCGGCUGCGAUACUUGAAGCAGCAGGAGCAGCGUCAGCAGCAGCAGGCAUCUGAGCAGGAAAAGCUCCAGCGCCUCCGAGAAAACAUCGAGAACCAGGAAGUGCGACUCAAGAAGGUCCGGGCUCUCAAGGGCCAGGUGGAGCAGAAACGCGUCAGCAACGGCAAAUUAGUGGAGGAAAUCGAGCAAAUGAAUAACCUGUUCCAGCAGAAGCAGAAAGAGCUAGUGAUGGCUGCGUCCAAGGUGGAGGAGCUCAGUCGACAGCUAGAAACACUUAAGAAUGGCAAAAAAGACAACAUGCACGACAAUCAAAGCUCAAUGGCAGAAUUGGACCGCCUCUACAAAGAGCUGCAGCUGAGAAACAAGCUCAAUCAAGAUCAAAAUUCAAAGCUGCAGCAUCAGAGGGAGAAUCUAAAUAAGCGCAACCUGGAAGUGGCUGCCAUGGACAAACGGAUCAGUGAGCUCAGAGAUAGGCUGUGGAAGAAGAAGGCAGCCCUGCAGCAGAAAGAGAACUUACCAAAUGGCUAUCCCGCUAAAGAGAGGGCUUCAAAAGACGUUCACCGUCAGCUGCCCUCUGAUGCCCCAACCGGGCCACAGUCAGGUCCGUCUCGAGUGGCAGCAGUCGGCCCUUACAUCCAGUCGUCCACCAUGCCCCGGGGUCCAGCGAGGCAUGAUCUGCUUGUGAAACCAGCAUACCCAGACGGCACUGCCACCCUACCAGGCAGUGACUCUCAGAGCAAGGCCAAAACAGGUCUGCAGCCUGGCAAGCUGACAGACAGGAACUCUUCAGGUCAAGAUUCAAAGACCAAUGGGCUCGGCCCAGCUUCAACACUGCCCCGGAUGACCUCCCACCCCAACUCUAACAAAGAACAAGAUGAAUCUGAAUUGAAGAGAGACAGGAAGAUGCGCCCCCUCUCCAUGUUUGAGCCAACGGAAGCUCCCGCUACCUCUCUUCGCAAAAACCAGAGCAGUGAAGACCUGGUAAGGGAUGCACAGUCUGCUCCGAAGGCUGCAGUCAAGGUGCCCCCUCCCGUUCCCAUCAAACCAAAAGGUCCCAGUGUUUUGCCCUACAGCAAACAAGGCCUAAACACAGGCACCUUCCCCAAGGCAAAGCCCCACAGCCAGCAGCCCCAGACAGCCCAGGGCCGCAGCCCUCUCCCGCCCACACAGAGCCAGACACUCCCACUACCCUCCAAGCAGGACACUCCCCCUGCAGCUACGGUCCGACCUUUCACUCCAGAGCUUCCGUCCUCCAAAGACAGCAGCCUGACAAAGCCCCAAACCGUAGCAGCCAGCUCCAUUUAUACCAUGUACACUCAGCAGUCUGGUUCAGCAAAGACUUUCCAGCCCGUGAUCCCGGGAACCCUCAAUAGGGCUCAACCCCGCAACAACGGAUUUAUUAGUGUUUAUCGUAAACCAGUGACUCAAAGUGGAGGCUCCCUUCAUCUGGAGAACCCAUACCUGGAGCCCCGCUCCCUGGCCCCUGAAAGUGAGGUUGACGGUACUGGAACCAACCGUGCGAGUCCCAGCGUCUCCGAGGGCCCCCAGCCAGAAACCGAGCGCAUCCCCCGUCCUCUCAGCCCCACCAAGUUGCUCCCAUUUAUUUCUAACCCUUACAGGCAUCAGAGCGAUGGUGACCUGGAGGCCCUUAGAAAGAAGCUUUAUAAUGCCCCGAGGCCACUAAAGAAACGCAGCUCCAUCACUGAACCAGAGGGUCCGGCAGGGCCCAACAUUCAGAAACUGCUCUAUCAGAAGACCACUCUGGCAGCAAUGGAGACCACAGCUACCACCCCAACCACUCCGGGUUUUGCCAGAGAAUCAGAAAAGGUGGGCGAUCGAUCCGUGGGGCCAAAUUUUCAGAACUCACCAAGUGGUGCAGAACACCCCCCAACAGAAACGGGUCAGACUCUGGAGAGAGGAGAGCUCCCGUCUCACACUGCUGGUGCUAGUGUCCCACUUCCAACCACAACCGAACAGACCCUACCACCUUCAGCCUUUCCAGAUAGUGAGCUCAUUAUCCCACCUCCUCCACCGGCUCAUCCAGCUCCCAGACCUGACGACGCUCUCUUCCCUCCUCCACCCCCUCCUGGGUUGGAUGACACAAUGCCCAACUUGCCACCUCCACCUCUCGAUAGCUUUGUUGAAGAGUUCCCCCCCUAUCCCCCACCGCCAUACCCCAGUGGAGCAGAGCAGGACAGCUUAGGAGAGGACACGUUUAACAUGAAGGCACCUGAGGUCACCGGACAGGUCACACUGCCUCCGGGAAAAAGGACUAAUUUGCGCAAGCCUUGUUCUGAACGCAUCGAUCACAGCAUGAGGGUGAAGUUCAACCCGCUGGCUCUGCUGCUGGACUCGUCACUGGAGGGAGAGUUUGACCUGGUCCAGAGAAUCAUCUAUGAAGUGGAGGAUCCCAGUCAGCCCAACGAUGAAGGCAUCACAGCCCUUCACAACGCUGUGUGUGCCGGACACACCGAGAUCGUCAAGUUUUUAGUCCAGUUUGGCGUCAACGUUAACGCUGCAGACAGCGAUGGCUGGACACCUCUUCACUGUGCUGCAUCCUGCAACAACGUACAAGUGUGCAAGUUUCUUGUGGAGUCGGGUGCAGCGGUCUUUGCGAUGACCUACAGUGACAUGCAAACUGCAGCAGAUAAAUGUGAAGAGAUGGAGGAGGGUUAUUCCCAGUGCUCACAGUUCCUUUAUGGUGUGCAAGAGAAGAUGGGAAUAAUGAACAGGGGCGUGGUCUAUGCUUUGUGGGACUACACAGCUGAAAAUCCUGAUGAGCUGUCUUUCCGUGAGGGAGACUGUAUGACCAUUGUUCGCAGAGAAGAUGAUGAUGAGACUGACUGGUGGUGGGCCUGCCUGGGCGACACUGAGGGUUACAUUCCACGUAACCUGCUAGGGCUCUAUCCCAGAAUCAAACCAAGACAAAGAACCCUGGCUUGAAACGCAUGGAUCUCUGCACAUUUCCAGCCUGGCAGAAACUGUGGGAAAUGUACACAUUCACAUAGAGGCUAUAAAAGUCCAGAGGGAAGAUAAAGGACCCUGCCGAAAUGAAGAAACCAGGAUAAUAUGAAGGAUCAACUGUUUCUGGCACUUUGUUUUAUGUACAAUAGUGGAAUUCUCCCUCACAUAUUCUUUCCAGGUCUUCCAGUACUUAAGACACUAAAUUUCUGGUCCAUUUUUUUCUCUUCUUGUUUAUUUUUUUUUAUAAUUAUCUAAGACUGCAUUUAAAUUGACAGAAUUCCAAAUAUUGGUGACAACAGUACUUUUUUAAAGAUUCAUUGAAUGCCUUUUAAAAUAUUCCUUGUAUGCUGUUAUUUUCUAACACAUCUUUGGUUUUGGCACUGCAUGAAGUCAAAGAGCAGAUGAUGGUGAUGACGGUAUUGAUACAUUCUGCUACUGUAAUAGUCUUUGGCAGGUUGCUUGUUGGCAGUCCUUCCACUCUUUUAGAUAAACUCCUGGAAAAUGAAAUGACCAGGGAAGGAAGACGAUCUGAGCUGUGAUCGUUUACUUGCAUUUUAUUCUGUGGUCGAUGAUGCCUAGUGGCCCAGUCAACUUCUCUGCACUGGCAUGUGGUUGAGUGGCCAUAGAUGAUGUAUGGAGUACAUGUAUAUAUUUUAUUACAGCUAUUCUAUUAUGUUAUAGUUAUGCAGGACAAUAUGGCUGAUACUUUAAGCCUUAACUUCUUGCUAUCACUAAGAGGAAACGUGUGAAAAGUUAGAAUGAGAGUCAAACAGGCUGUAAUAAAAAAUAAAACAAAAUCUUAAAAAUAAUGUAACCUGUAAAAUCCACAAAGGUAGCUCAUCACAUAUCUGUGGGUGCAGAUGUAUUUAUUUUUGUUACUAUUUUCCUUAGCCUUUUCAUCUGAACUAUAAACAAAACUGAAUUGUAGUAUUUUAAACAUUUACAAUAAAAUACUUUGUACUAA
Messenger RNA from Girardinichthys multiradiatus, 4648 nucleotides. RefSeq names its product tumor protein p53 binding protein, 2a (gene tp53bp2a). Gene Ontology annotation, biological process: regulation of apoptotic process; signal transduction. Gene Ontology annotation, cellular component: nucleus. NCBI's taxonomy places the organism in Eukaryota, Metazoa, Chordata, Actinopteri, Cyprinodontiformes, Goodeidae. The transcript is spliced from 20 exons. The record is from RefSeq and is a predicted model, not a curated record. Bases 253 to 3663 code for a protein of 1136 amino acids. Gene Ontology annotation, molecular function: p53 binding.